Molecule: messenger RNA, 2680 nt
Organism: Batrachochytrium dendrobatidis JAM81
Lineage: Eukaryota; Fungi; Chytridiomycota; Chytridiomycetes; Rhizophydiales
Exons: 5
Coding region: 54-2534 (826 amino acids)
Molecular function (GO): hydrolase activity
Source: RefSeq, a predicted model, not a curated record
AACGGUUGUAGCAGUUGUUAAACCAAUACAUCAGCACAGUAUUUCCUUUCAAGAUGUCAUACACCUGCAGCGAUAAUGGCAAUGAAAGUAUCGAUAACAACAGUAGUGACGACGACAGAAAUAUCAAAAUCACUCAUGACUUUAAUACCAGCAAGAUCUCCUUGAUCAUCACUGCAGUAACACUGUUGCUCCUAUCUGGAUUUACCCUGCGAUAUGCCCUUUCAUUAUAUGAUGCCUCGCUUGCUGGACUGCAUGCUGGUGCUGCACGAUCUUCUGCUACUCAUCCUGGUUCUAAUAUGUCUUUGGUCGACUCCAUACCACAUAGAUCCGUCGGGCCUUUUGAUACCUUCUCAAACGGAACCGAAAACAUGUUCCAUUUUGUUCAGGUGUCUGAUCUACACGUAUCUCGAUUUCGUAGUCAGGGCGGUAUUGCUCAUCUGGACCAUUUCCUCAAUUAUGAAAUGAAUCUCAUUGCCCCAGAUCUCGUUCUUGCCACAGGUGAUCUGACAGACGCCAAAUCACAUAGCACGCUCACGUCUCUUCAGCAUCGGGAAGAAUGGGUUGCUUACCAUACUGCCUUGCAAUCGUCAGGUGUUUUGCGUCGUCAACAAGGACGAUUUUGGUGGGAUCAGCGAGGAAACCAUGAUUGUUUCAAUAUUCCGUCGUUUGAGAGCUCUGAAAAUAUGUAUCGUACCUUGUCUGCAGUCAAGAAUGAAGGGUAUGCCUUUCAUUUGACAAAGGAGUUUGGAGUAUAUUCGUUUAUUGCAAUCGAUGCUUGUCCGGAUGUGGGAGCAACUAGACCCAUCAAUUUUUUUGGAUACUUUGAUACUAAAGAUAUGGAUUUUUUAGCAGGCGAGAUUCUUGCUGGAAAGCGGCUUGGUCACAAUCAUACGUUUGUAAUGAGCCAUUACCCAACAUCAACAACUCUUUUUGGACACACGUCUGAUGACAUUUCAUUUUGGUCUCUCUCUCAGCAUGUUUCAAUUUGGCUUUGUGGACACUUGCACAAACUUGCAGCAGGACUCGGCGAAAUUAUGUAUGCAUUUCAAGGCACUUUUCUUGAACUUGAGUUGGCGGAUCUGAAAAGUCAUGGUGUGUAUCGCAUCGUAGUUGUAGAUCAUGAUAUGAUAUCGUUUCGAGAUUUGUCAAUCUUCACUCCUUUAUUACCCAUGCCACAUGAUACUCCUUUAAUUGCCGAUGCCUAUGUCAGUCUAAGACCUCCUAUUGUACUGGUCACAAACCCCAAGGAUGGCCGAUUUAUUCUUCCAGGUCACGAACCUGUAAGUUUAAUCAAGCAGUCAAAUCACAUUCGUGCAUUGGUAUGGUCAGAACGAGCUAUUGUAUCAGUAGUUGCUCAGAUUGAUGGUAAACCCAUUCUUGCAAACGGUACAUAUCAUGGUGUUGGUAAAGUGUGGAAAUCAUUGCACGACGAAGAUCCAUUUUUGCCGCUUUGGACAAUUCCCUGGACCCCCGAGUUGUUUGACGAUGCCGAGACUCAUAACCUUGUUGUCACUGCUGUGGAUGACGCUGGCGUGGCUUCUAAUCACUCUCUCGCGUUUCGUGUCGAUGGGGAGCGCAUUCCAGAAAUGAGAUCGGGCAUCGGUGGACUGAUUAUUGGAAUGCAGUUUGGAAUUCUAUUCAAAGAUUUGUUCAUCAUUAGCUACAUUCUAGUUUUUAUUGGAUUUUUACUUUUUCCUAAACUAUUCGUUCUUACUACAAAGUACCUGGGAACGUAUGAAACAUGGCGCAGAACCACCUCAGACAAGCUUGUUUCCAGAAACAAGGCAGCUCAGCUGUAUCUCUCCAUGAGCCGCUUUGCUACUCCGACUGAACGAUUGGACCAUAUGCUCAAUGACUUUAUCUUUACAAUUCGUGCAACAUUUUUUCGAUUUUGCGAACUAGCAACAUUUCCAGAUCUUUUUUACCCAUUGUACUUGUUUAAUCUGUAUCUGCUGAUUGGGCCGUGGUUUGUUGGAGCGUUUGUGCCAAGUGCCUCUGUAUCUUCUGGCCGUAGGUAUGGCUGGAUGAUGAUUUAUGGUAUUUGGUUUGAUGACGGAACAUGGACACCACUGCUUGAUAACUGGCUAUUUGCAUUUUAUGGGAUUGUUUAUGCGGUACUUCCACUUGAAUUUUACCUAUCGUUUUGCUGCACAUCACCCGCUUUGCUGUACACACCAGGAAAUCCAAGACAUUUUCGUCCAAUUCAUAGAAGAUGGUACGUACAUUUGAUGGUCGUUCUCACUCUCUUGUACCAUAUCAUAGAUGCCCUAUCCAUGGCAAUUUUCUACGGAGCCAUUAGCGCGAUUGUCAGUCCUGCAAAAACGUGGUUGACACUAUGGGCCAUGGUGAUUCUAUGGCUAUGGCGAGCCGGACCUACAGGGGAUGCUGCACUGGGCUACAUAAACUUGGAUAAUGAUACAUUUAUUGGAAUGCAAUCAAAGGGUGCCGAAGCGGUUGUUGGGGGUCAAGUUGAUCCUGAUGACUACACGAUUGGUGGUAGACAGUUGCGUAUACGCAAAAAUAAGCCAUUGUGAUCAUCCAACUACUUUUGGACUUAAUAUAUAAUUUGCAAGUAAUGGAAUCUUGCUUUGUGCUGCCAAGUUGAUAGCUGUAGAAUAUCUAUUCAACAACUCCUGUUGAUCUUGUUUACCAUCAAGUCUAAUGAAUCUAUUGGAUAUGG